UUUUUUCUUCUCUCGAUGUCUCCAUGGUAGUGUUGAGGGUACUAGGGUACUGGGGUAUUGGCGUGCUGAGAUCGAGGGUGAUCGAGAAUAUUCGAGAUGUCCAGCCGUGUAAUAGCAGUAAAUCCGCGCUAUUGUGACGUCCUGAACGGGGUGCCCUCCUAUUUGCAAUUUCCCAAUUCGGAAUAUUUCUAAUUCAGAAUUCUUUUAAUUCCACCUUAUUUCCGAUAGUUGCCUCAUUAAGAUUCAUCGUUCCCUCACACUGUUGGAACGAUCUUCCAAGCCGUUAAGACGCUAUUCUAACAUUGCGAACAUGGCGGAGAAUGAACCGAACUUAUGGCCUGAGGAAGAGGUUGACCUGGCAAUUAUUGGAGGUGGCCCUACCGGACUUCUCUCCGCGCUUCUCGCAGCCCGCCUAGGCCUGUCCGUAAGGGUUAUAGACGGCAAAUCUGGACCCUUGGAGGUUGGCCGAGCAGAUGCCCUGAAUGCGCGCACACAACAAUACCUCGAGGUAGUAGGGGUCCUAAAUAGACUACUCCCGCUUGGAAUCGAGUGCAAUACUAGCUCGACGUUCUCAGAGGGCGACUUUAAAUCUCGCCAGAGCCAUUGGUGGACGUCGCUUGAGCAUUGUGCUCAUCCCAACUUUUUGAUGAUCGGCCAGUCUGUCGUAGAGCAAGUGCUUAAGGAUGACCUAGACUUACCUGUAUACUACCAGGAAAAGGUUGUCUCUAUAUCCGAGACAAAAGAUGGUGUCACGCUGAAUACGGACCGCGGACGCAAAGUCCAUAGUAAAUAUGCAAUCGCCGCCGAUGGUGCGCGCUCAACGGUCCGUCAAGCGCUGAAUAUCAGUUUCACCGGAACGAAGCCUGAAAUGGUGUGGGCUGUGCUCGACACGUUCAUUGAUACCGACUUCCCUCGAUGCUCAGAAAUCAUUACUUUCCAACUCAGGGGUCAAUCUCGGGUGUCAUGGAUUCCUCGGGAACGAGGCAUGGCGAGAUUUUACGUCCUUCUCGAUGGAGACAUCACACAGAAAAGGACGGAAGACUCAAUCAGGGAACAUAUGACGCCGCACAGGAUUGAUUUCGUCAGGACGGAGUGGUUUUCAACCUUCGAUGUCAAAGAACGUAUUGCUUCCACGUUUGUCUCGAAUCAAGGAACGGGCCGUAUCAUUUUAGCAGGGGAUGCAGCCCAUGUUCACUCAGUAAACGGUGGCCAAGGUUUAAACACUGGUAUUGCAGAUGCUUUCAGCCUUGGUUGGCGUCUCGCAGCUGUAAUCAAGAAUACCAACUUGACCUCCGGUGCCGCGGUAAAAUUGAUACGCAGCUAUGAUACUGAGCGCCGUGCAGUAGCACAGGAAGUCAUUGAUGUUGCAGCGACUUUAGUUCGAGACACGAACCAUACUGCAAAGCAGUAUGUUUCUACGAUUGAGAAGAAUGCGGGAUAUAUUACCGGAAUGGGUGUCUCGUAUGAUUGGACUGGAUCCGAAUUAAUCGAAGAUUCCGAGCAAAACAUAUGGAAAGCAGGUAAAAGAUGUCCAGAUAUUCAGCUCAUCGGUGUUGGAACCAAUGAGGUGGUACGCUUGUAUUCGAUCACCUCGUACGGAAAGUAUCUAGUUCUCUUCGUAGGAGAGUCCGGGGUUCUGCAGUCGUUCAGGGACAUCUGCACGUAUCUCAUCCUACGCGCCGGCGCUUCGGUACAGGCUCCAGUUAAUGGUCAUAGUAAUGGCUCCCAAGAUGAACCGCGAAUCUUCUCUUCGGAUAUUGUUACCACCCAGGAUAACUUCAUCGUGGUAGUAAGGCCAGAUAUGUAUAUUGGUUAUGUUGGGAAGGGAGACGGAUGGAAACAAUACCUAGGACAGCUAUAUGUCCCAUGAUUAAACAUUAAAUACAAAACUUGGAGAGACUUACUUGCAGUCUCUAGAUGGGAAUAAUCUGUUUAUCACAACUCAUAGAUAAUUUAUUUCUUCAAAAUUGAGGAUUAUAAGAUUACUAGGUUAGUGCUGUGUCCGUACUAUGUAAACUCCCCUUCCGCACCUUAAAGAGAGCUGCGCUUUGAUUAAGCAUUUGACUAGUAAUUAAGGCUAGCGUUGCCAAGGGUUUGGAGCGAAUACAAGUACAUAAGAGGCUAUUCCAGUUUUCAUC
Messenger RNA from Daldinia decipiens, 2138 nucleotides. RefSeq names its product FAD binding domain-containing protein. The record is from RefSeq and is a predicted model, not a curated record. Bases 311 to 1870 code for a protein of 519 amino acids. NCBI's taxonomy places the organism in Eukaryota, Fungi, Ascomycota, Sordariomycetes, Xylariales, Hypoxylaceae. The transcript is spliced from 6 exons. Gene Ontology annotation, molecular function: FAD binding.